Molecule: messenger RNA, 2802 nt
Organism: Pogonomyrmex barbatus (red harvester ant)
Lineage: Eukaryota; Metazoa; Arthropoda; Insecta; Hymenoptera; Formicidae
Product: aminopeptidase N-like
Biological process (GO): peptide catabolic process; proteolysis
Cellular component (GO): membrane; cytoplasm
Molecular function (GO): metalloaminopeptidase activity; peptide binding; zinc ion binding
Source: RefSeq, a predicted model, not a curated record
UUGAAGUUACCAUGGAAUUAUUAAAAUUGUUUCUAAAUAUUAGUCUAAUAUUCGUCGUAAAAGCUGCUACAGAUAAUGAUUCAAUGAAUAAUUUGUAUUCAGAAAUUUGUAUGCAUUCUACAAAUAGACAAUUAAUUAAACCAUUUGAUAACCACAUUGAGUUGAUGUUGUUUAUUGAAAAUUUUAUCAAUGUUAUAUCGCCUGAUACAUAUAAAUCGUAUAAAUCAUAUAUCGAUGAACAACAAGCAAAAAACAAUUCUGUUUUUUAUGGUAUAUUUACGUCACGUUUUGGAGUUUCUAAUAAAACAAACAUAAUACGUUUGAAUGUAUUAAAUUUGAAAAUAGAUGAAACAAAGACGAAAGUUAUCAGUCUUACAAAUUUUAAAGUAAUAGAACCGAAGACAUAUACAUACGAUAAUAAAACGCAGACAGUUGUUAUUACCUUUGUUGAUGACUUCUUACCAUUGAACAUUUAUCGUUUGAAAAUAAAUUUUAUAGGAACUAUGAUCCAUACAAAUAAACAUUGGAGACGCAAUUUAAAUAAAGUAUGGUUGAUCACACCCGGUUUCUAUGGAACAGAGACUCGUCAAAUGUUUCCGUACUGGGACAAACUGGAUAUUAAAAGUAACUUUAGUAUCACUAUAUGGUACCAUGGAAAUUAUAAAGCCAUAUCAAAUACAGAAAUUAAAGUUAUUUAUGAAGAGAAUGACAAAAAAAUAAUAGAUUUUAACACAGUUGUUAAUAUAUCCUCUCAUCUCGUCGCUGUUGUAUUGGUCAAUCUUCAUAAUAUUACGGACGAAUUCUAUGAUGCCGAUGAAAAUCAAAUCUUCAAUAUAUGGGGCAGAAGAAAAAUAGUACCCUUUCUUGAAACAAUGAGCUCAGUGAUUAUAGAUUCCAUAAACAAUUUGCGAAACAGCUUAUCUAAGACGCAACUUUCGCCAAACAUGAACUUUGUUAUAAUCCCAGGUUUCCUAGAUGAAAAUGUGGAAAGUCGGGGACUCAUUCUUUACAAUGAGGCAGAUGUUGUCUACGAUGAUGAGUUAUAUUCCUUUGCACACAAUAUAACUAUGGCAUGCACAGUAGCACGAAAAAUAGCACAUCAAUUCUUUGGCAAUACGAUCGGACGAGCAUGGGGAUCUGAUUUAUGGAUAAAUGAGGGUAUUGCUACAUUUUUGGCAAUGAAGAUUGUCAAUGAGAUAUUACCCGAUUCGAAAAUUUUGGAUCUAUUCGUAGUACAAUUUCAACACGAAGCUCUUCGUUUGAAUGAUUAUUAUGAUAUGCCUCUGGUAUCAAAAGUCAAUGAAUCAUCUGAAAUUAAUUCUAUUUUCCCUUUUACUUAUUAUGUUAAAGCACCUGUCUUUAUACGCAUGUUAUCACAAAUAAUUUCAAAAAACGUGUUUAUGUUAGGUCUCAGUCGUUACAUAAGCCUCUAUCAGGAUAAAUCUUAUAUAUAUACAUCGAAUUGUGCUUUUGAUGAAUUUCUCAAUACUAUACAACAAAUCCAAAAAACUAUGUAUAAAAAUCGACCAACUGAUUAUAAAACAAAGUUGGACAGUUGGUUAACGCAGAAACGUUAUCCCGUGCUACACGUGACGCAAUCUUAUAUAAACAACACAAUAGAAUUGCAAAAAGAUGUAAAUGAAUCGUAUCCAAAAAAUUUAUGGAUACCUGUAACCUAUAUUACACAGAAUUCUCAUGAUUAUAACAAGCCUCUGCCUAAACAUUGGCUAACUCCACAUGAACCAAUUUUAUAUGAAACUGAUAUUGAAAGUAAACAUUGGAUUGUUGUUAACGUACAACAAGCUGGAUUCUAUCGUGUUAAAUAUGACACUAAAUCAUGGGAAAAUAUUUUGAAAUAUCUUCACUCAUCUCAAUUUUAUAACAUACAUCAUCUUAAUCGUGCUCAGCUCAUAGAUGAUGCAUAUUAUUUUCUUUCAAAAGGCGAACUUGACUUUAACUUCUUUAAAAAACUCACGUUCUAUCUAACAAAUGAUAAUAAUUACAUAUCAUGGUAUCCUCUAAUUAAAAUUAUGGAGCAGUUAUCAGGUUUUUUUCCAUUUCCAGAAAGUACUGAAGUCAAAAAGCAUUUUCGCACAAUCCUUAAAGAUCUUCUGAAAUUCAUUGGGUAUGUAGAAUCGGAUGCAGAUUUUGAUGUUACCAUGAAUUUAAGACAAGAAGCUGCAAAAUGGGAAUGCAUACUCGGUUCUUUUACAUGUAAAAUUGUUGCUACUGUACAAUUAUUUAGUGAUCUCGAUGCAAAACAUAAUUUUGUCUCUGAACAUGAUAGAAUUUGGCCUUGGUGGAAGGAAUGGACUUACUGUAAUGGAUUAAAAAGGGCAAACUAUACUAUUUGGAUAGACGUUUUUAAUUUAGCAGAACCUGAAAAGGAAAUGGAAAGGAUUUUGGACUUUUUAGCGUGCUCCGAAAAGUAUAAUAUUAUUACUGAUUAUAUAAACAGAUUGAAACAUUUGAAUAAAAGAAAAUAUAUUAUUGCUUUUCAUUCUAUUAUUGCAAGACAAUCAAAAAAUAAUGACGUUCUCGAUUACAUAUUGAAAAAUUUUGUUCGAUUAAUACGCAGAAAGAUCAAUAAGAUUGCAAUAAUUGCGAACAUUAUUAAUUAUGUGUAUUCUAAAGAACAACUUGACAAGAUAAGUAACUUUGUGAAUAAUUCUGGUUUUUUUUAUGAUACUUCGUAUAUUAAUCAAAAGAUAAAAACACGAUUAUCUGAAAUCAACAAACAAGUUGACUAUUUCAAAAGAUUUUUAUAAACCUCGAAACGCAGCGUCAAAUAAUAUUAUAUAU